Molecule: messenger RNA, 1214 nt
Organism: Phlebotomus argentipes
Lineage: Eukaryota; Metazoa; Arthropoda; Insecta; Diptera; Psychodidae
Product: JNK1/MAPK8-associated membrane protein
Exons: 5
Coding region: 212-1123 (303 amino acids)
Biological process (GO): response to unfolded protein
Cellular component (GO): membrane
Molecular function (GO): ubiquitin protein ligase binding
Source: RefSeq, a predicted model, not a curated record
CUCCUGCAGUGUUUAUAAAGUCUGUUGUCAAAAUCAUUUGGUUCGGUGUUUUGCAACAAAAACUGGGAAUUAUGGACUCAUUGCUCAUUCCAUAGAGGAUUCUAUGCGUUACAGUAAAUGUUCCUGUGUCUGAUUUAAACAUUUUCCCAAUUUUCUCGGAAUAUUUUGGAGCAAAGCCGAAGCGUGUGCGAAAAGGCAAAAAGGGAGAAGGAUGAUGGAAAUAGAGCGGUGUCCGGGACUCUACUGUGGGCGAGUAUUCUUUGAGGAGAACAGCACAUGGAGCGAUUGUGGUGCAUGUCCUCGGGGCUAUCGAGUAAAUGAGAGUUUCGCUUGUGCCCUUUGUAAUGAGGAGCUCUCGAUGUACAAUUAUCUGUACUUGGGAUUCAUGGCUGUUCUGCCACUCGUGAUGCAUUGGUUUUUUAUUGAUGUGGCAGCAAAGGAGAGGGGCUUUAGCCGGGGACAACUCAUUCUCCACUUCAGCGCGUUCGUCGAAGUGGUCUCUUCAGCUGUGGUAACCCUCCUCGCCAUGGAGCCCACGUGGGAGCUGAAGAUUCAAUCGUGCCGCAUCAGUCGCCUCUCCGAUUGGUACACGCUCUUCCACAAUCCGGCUCCUCAGUACGGAAAGAAGCUGCACUGCACGCAAGAGGCAGUUUACCCACUACAAACCAUGGUUUUGCUGUUCUAUUUCCUCUGCUUGCUGAACAUGAUGCUCCUGAGGCCGCUGCUGAACAGAAAGUUCCUCAAAGCCGGAAAGUCAGCCGUCUAUUGUGCUCUCUACUUCCUUCCCAUACUCACAGUCUUACAUGCCGUUGCAGGAGGACUCAUUUACUACGCCUUCCCUUACCUCAGCAUCGUCAUCUCGAUGAUCUCCAAUGCAACGCAUUUCUCCAUUAAACUAGAUCAAUCAAUGAAGUCCCUGAUGAAAACGUCUCUCACGGAAAUUAAGAAUAUCGUAAUUAUACUGGGUCACUGGAUGCUGAUGGCCUACGGCAUUCUCUCACUCCGUCAGCACUACGCAUUUUUGGCAUUUGUCCCCUUUCCAGCGAUUUUCUACAUUUUAACGGUCAAAUUCACCGACCCGGCAGAAUUUCGUGAUAAAGAUCGAUCAGAGAGGAAUAGUUAGAGUACCGUUGCUUGUAAUAGGCGGAAAUGACUUCACUCAUCUCUAACUGUAUUAAAUGUGAUUAAAUAAAUCUGUAAGUUAUUUAAAGGAA